Messenger RNA from Microthlaspi erraticum, 585 nucleotides. The record is from the annotation of a GenBank genome assembly. Lineage: Eukaryota; Viridiplantae; Streptophyta; Magnoliopsida; Brassicales; Brassicaceae.
AUGAGGAUGAUGAUGAUACUAGAUCGGGAGGAACAUGUACAACGUGAUGAACCUGUGGAUGACGGCAUUAAUAGGUCCUCAUAUAUGCGUGAUGAAUUUGUUGAAAUGCCACCUGAAGUAGAAGCUACUCAGUUUAUAGAGGCAUGGGAAGACGGAUUGGGUGUGAGUGUACUUCAAGAGUUUCCAAACAAAAAGGCAGUGCAGGAUACGGUGGAUAGAGCCGCAUUUGAUAAUUGUUUUGAUUUCAAGAUUAAAAAGUCGGAUAUGGUGCGCUAUGUGGUGAAAUGUCGUCAAGAGAGCUGUAAAUGGUUUUUAAGGGCUGCAAAGAUUAAUGGUUCUUCUCGUUUCUCGAUUAGAACGCACAACAAGAUGCAUACAUGUUCUCGGGCUAGUCAGAGUACAAGAAACCAGAGUAGGAAAGGAACACCACGACUAGUUGCAGCUAUAUUGCAUGAAGAUUAUCCAGGACUAAUGGAGACUCCAACUCCUAAAAGUAUCAUGGGUAUUGUGCAGAACAAACUUGGCCUAAGAAUAUUGUACUCGACUGCAUUAAGAGGGAAAAACCAUCAUGUUUGUAAUUUGUGA